AGAAAAGUAGCGGGUUUUCCGGUGCAAAGGACGAAGAAGCAAAAGCUGGUGCGGCGACACGUGGCGCAAGGAAAACCGUGAGAUUAGCAUGCGAGGGAUUUAGUUAGCGGUUGAUCAUUCCCAUUUGGAGAUGUGAAAACAACACACACACAGAUAGCUUAGCCAAACCAAAAGAGAAAGUUAGAGAGAGAGAGAAAGACAAGUUAGGGGAGAGACUUAAAUUUGGGGUUCAUUGCAGCUGUGCAGAGCAGUAGAGAGAGAAAGAAAAAGAGAAAGAGAAAGUGAGAGAGGCAUGGCGGCGUUGCAGAGAGAGAAACUUAAUUGUGGUGCUUCCUUAAAUAAAUGCCACAACUUAAAUUUAAGUCUCUCAUAAAAAAAAAAAAAAAAAAAAAAAAAAAAAACACCACACUAUAAUAGUUGGAGAGAGUGAGACUAGUUAGUAGUACAAGAAUUGGGGGGAGAUCUUAUCAAUUCUCAAACAAACAUGGAUUUAAGAUAAAGAGAUUUCUCUUUUUUGGGGGUGUUUUUUUUGCUUUAGAGAUUUUUCUUUACUCUCUUUUUGUUUUUGAGAGGUGUGUUUGGUAUUUGAUAUGGAUUUUCGUUCACAAUUGGGGUCAGUGGUGGAAGAAGAAGAAGAAAUAUGGCUGGGUUCUUCUCUCUAGGAUCAUCUUCCACGUCAGCAGCACCGGCUUCAGCUGCAGCCGCCGCCGCAGCUCAAGAAGAAGAAGACGACAACAACAACAACAACAACAACAGCAACAACAACAACAUUCAAGCUCAUCCGGAAACAUUUUUCUGGUACAACGUUAAACCACACAACAACAAUAAUGAUCAUCAGACAAAUAAUAAUAGCACAAGCACAACUUUUGAGCUUUGGCAACAAGAACAACAAGCAGCUUUACUCCAUCUCCAAACGAUUCCCACUCGGCCCCACCACCACCACCACAGCCACCAUCACCACCAAGAUCUUUACUCUUCCGCCGCGGCUCUAGGUGUGGGGCCUAGCAGUUACAGAAGCCUUGGCGCUGGUGCUGCUGCUGGUGGUGGUGGUUCGAUUACCGUUGAUUCUUCUGAUGAGCAGCAUCAUGAAUCAACAUCAGCGGCCAGAUUCAUGAUGAUGAGAUCUUCUAAUUCUUCGGGAGGCGUUGGUGGCGGUAGUGGUGGAUUAUUGGGUAGUAGUAGUGGUGGAGUGAGCUGUCAAGAUUGUGGUAACCAAGCUAAGAAAGAUUGUGUUCAUAUGAGGUGUAGAACUUGUUGUAAAAGCCGUGGUUAUGACUGUCAAACUCAUGUGAAGAGUACUUGGGUCCCAGCUUCUAAACGCCGUGAAAGACAGCAACAUCAGCAACAACUCUCUUCACUUCAAGAACAACAGCCUAAACGACUCAGAGAUAGUAAUAAUAAUGCCUUGAUCAUUUCAUCCAAUUCUUCUCGAUUACAAACCACCCAUUCAGGAGGGUUAGAAGUUGGGAAUUUUCCAUCGGAAGUGAAUUCGCAAGCGGUAUUUCGAUGCGUUAAAGUGAGUUCAAUGGAAGAUAAUGAUGAUCAGUAUGCAUAUCAAACGGCUGUUAAUAUAGGAGGACACGUGUUCAAGGGAAUUCUGUACGAUCAUGGACUUGAAACGAAUUACAACAAUAUGGUUGGAGAAACUUCAUCGGGCGGUGGUGGAGGGAAUAAUCAAUCAGUUCAGCCGUUGGAUCUUAUAACCGUUGCUGCAACUGCCACAACUGCCGAAGCUUCUCCUUCAGUUGGAGCUUUUGAUCCUUCUUCUCUAUACCAACAACAACAACAACAACAACAACAACCUUUAAAUACUUACAUAGCUGGUACGCAAUUCUUCCUACCUCCAAGAUCUUGAUCUUUUAAUCAUCAUCAUCAUCAUAAUCAUUUAAUGGUGAUGAUAUUGAUGAUUAUGUAUGAUCAUAAUUCUCUUCAUCUUAUUAAUUAGCCCUAGCUAUAAAUAUAUAUAGCUACUCAUUCUUGUUAUCUUUCUUCCUCUUAUUAUUAUAAUUAUUAUUACUAUUAUAUAAAGUUCAUUUUGAUUAAUGUAGUCCUACUGAAACAUUUGACAAAUUUAAGCAAAAGUAUAUGAUGAUGAGAGAAGAGUUAAUUAAUUACUAGUUUUAAUUUAGUUCUAGCUAGGAUAUAUAUACAUUUAUAUAUGUAUAUGAAUCAUGAUCAUGAUUAUUAUUAAGAAGAGUACUAAUGAUAUAUAUAUCACAUGAUAAUCUUUUGUUUUAAUU
Cannabis sativa is the source of this 2240-nucleotide messenger RNA. Its product is annotated as protein SHI RELATED SEQUENCE 1. NCBI's taxonomy places the organism in Eukaryota, Viridiplantae, Streptophyta, Magnoliopsida, Rosales, Cannabaceae. The transcript has 2 exons. Gene Ontology annotation, cellular component: nucleus. Gene Ontology annotation, biological process: positive regulation of DNA-templated transcription. The record is from RefSeq and is a predicted model, not a curated record. Gene Ontology annotation, molecular function: DNA-binding transcription factor activity; DNA binding. The coding region runs from base 641 to 1855 and encodes 404 amino acids.